Fraxinus pennsylvanica is the source of this 3378-nucleotide messenger RNA. NCBI's taxonomy places the organism in Eukaryota, Viridiplantae, Streptophyta, Magnoliopsida, Lamiales, Oleaceae. The record is from the annotation of a GenBank genome assembly.
AUGUAUAUGGCAUAUGGAUGGCCGCAGGUGAUUUCAUUGGAAUUACCGAGUUUCCCCUCCACACAGCAGAUCGUCUACCUCAAGGUAGCCAAUCGCUUGGUCCUCGUCGUCUCGCCUUCUCACAUCGAGCUCUGGUCCUCCUCUCAGCAUAGAUUGAGAUUAGGAAAGUAUAAGAGAGAUGCAGCAUCCAUUCGGAUACAAGGGGAGAAUUUGCAGGCUGUUUGGAACCCCGACUCUAAGCUAAUCGCCGUUCUUACAUCUUCAUUUUAUCUACACAUAUUUAAGGUUCAAUUUACUGAAAAGAGGAUACAAAUUGGCGGGAAGCAACCAACUGGUUUGUCUCUGAUAAAUAUUUCUUUACUUCUCAGUGAGCAAGUUCCCUUUGCAGAUAACAACUUGACUGCAAGCAACAUUAUUUGUGACAACAAGCACAUGCUAAUUGGACUUUCAGAUGGGUCACUGUAUAACAUUUCCUGGAAGGGUGAGUUCUGUGGUGCUUUUCAUCUUGACUUUGGGCUCUUAGGUAGCAAUGCCACUAGUAAACUGUUGCAUUCUUUGGGUAAUGGUCUUGCUUCUGGUGCAACUCAAGGGGUUCGUGCGUCCAACCAUUUUGUCUCACAGAAGUCUGCUGUGAUCCAGCUUGAGUUCUCCAUGCCUUUGAGGUUACUGUUUGUGCUAUUUUCUGAUGGACAACUCGUGUUAUGUUCUACAAGUAAGAAAGGUCUAAAGCAUGCAGACUCUAUUAAAGCUGAAAGGAGGUUUGCUUCUGGUGAUGUGGUAUGUGCAGCGGUUGCUUCAGAGCAGCAGAUUCUUGCUGUUGGCACCCAAAGAGGCGUUAUUGAAUUAUAUGACCUUGCAGACUCUGCUUCACUUAUUCGUACUGUUUCCUUGCAUGAUUGGGGAUAUUCUGUAGAAGAUACUGGUCCUGUCAAUUGUAUUGCAUGGACACCUGAUAACUCUGCUUUUGCUGUUGGGUGGCAGUUAAGAGGACUUACAGUUUGGUCUGUUUCAGGGUGUCGCUUAAUGUCUACAAUCCGUCAAAUAGGUUUGAGUUCUGCUUCAUCUCCUGUAAUCAAGCCAAACCCUGAUCACAAGUAUGAACCGAUGAUGGGCGGUGCCUCACUGAUGCAUUGGGAUGAAUUUGGAUAUAGACUUUAUGCUAUUGAGGAAGGAUCUUCUGACAGGAUUAUUGCCUUCUCUUUUGGCAAAUGCUGCCUCAAUAGAGGUGUCUCUGGUACAACUUAUGUACGCCAAGUUAUCUAUGGUGAAGACCGUUUACUAGUUGUGCAGUCUGAAGACACUGAAGAACUCAAAAUCUUGCACCUCAAUCUUCCAAUUUCAUAUAUUUCCCAAAACUGGCCAGUUAUGCACGUGGCUGCUAGCAAGGAUGGACUGUACUUAGCAGUUGCUGGUCUUCAUGGUUUAAUCCUGUAUGAUAUACGACUGAAAAAGUGGAGAGUGUUUGGAGAUAUUACUCAGGAACAACAGAUACAAUGCAGGGGAUUGCUAUGGCUGGGAAAAAUUGUUGUUGUCUGUAACUAUGUUGAUUCUUCCAACACAUAUGAAUUGCUUUUCUACCCGAGAUAUCACCUCGAUCAGAGUUCCUUGCUUUGUCGGAAAACAUUGCUCGCUGAGCCAAUGGUCAUCGAUAUUUAUCAAGAUUAUUUACUUGUCACGUAUCGCCCGUUUGAUGUUCAUAUAUAUCAUGUAAAAUUAUCUGGUGAAUUGACACCUUCCAGUACUCCUGAUUUACAGCUUUCUACAGUACGAGAGCUCUCAAUCAUGACAGCAAAGAGCCAUCCUGCUGCUAUGCGUUUUAUCCCUGAUCAGCUUCCAAUGGAUUACAUCUCAAGAAAUGAUCUCUCUUCUCAGUCAGAUUUUGUAGCAAGAGAACCUGCCAGGUGUUUAAUACUGAGGACAACUGGAGAGCUUUCCCUACUUGAUUUGGAUGAUGGGCGGGAGAUAGGCCUCACUGACUCUGUUGAGUUAUUCUGGGUUACCUGUGGUCAAUCAAAUGACAAAACCAACUUAAUUGAGGAAGUUUCCUGGUUAGACUAUGGACAUCGUGGAAUGCAGGUUUGGUAUCCGUCUCCAGGUGCUGACCCUUUUAAGCAGGAAGAUUUCUUGCAGUUGGACCCAGAGCUGGAAUUUGAUCGUGAGGUAUACCCUCUUGGUCUACUUCCUAAUGCUGGUGUUGUAGUUGGUGUUUCCCAAAGAAUGUCAUUCUCAGCUUGCACGGAGUUCCCAUGUUUUGAGCCGUCUCCGCAAGCUCAAACCAUAUUGCAUUGUCUGCUUCGGCAUCUUCUUCAGAGGGAUAAGAGGGAAGAAGCUUUACGCCUGGCACAUUUGUCCGCUGAGAAGCCGCAUUUUUCUCAUUGCUUAGAGUGGCUUCUUUUCACGGUGUUUGAUGCUGAAAUUUCCAGACAGAAUGCAAGCAAGAACCAGACAGCUGCUUCAAAUCAUGCUGCAAAUUCUUCUCUUUUGGAGAAGACGUGCCAUCUAAUCAGAAGCUUUCCCGAAUAUUUUGAUGUUGUUGUCAGUGUUGCCAGAAAAACUGAUGGUCGACAUUGGGCAGAUUUGUUUUCUGCUGCUGGGCGAUCAACAGAGUUGUUUGAGGAAUGCUUUCAAAGAAGAUGGUAUCGCACUGCAGCCUGCUACAUACUUGUUAUUGCUAAGCUGGAAGGUCCGGCUGUGAGUCAAUAUUGUGCUUUGCGUCUUUUGCAGGCAACUCUUGAUGAAUCUCUAUACGAAUUGGCUGGGGAACUUGUAAGGUUUCUCCUAAGAUCUGGAAGAGAAUAUGAAUCUUCUACCAUGGAUUCUGAGAAUCUUUCCCCUAGAUUCUUGGGCUAUUUCCUUUUUCCUUCUAGUUUUAGGAGGCAAUCCGUGGAUUUGAAAAGUUCCUCGUUUAAAGAGCAGAGUGCUCAUGUUGCUUCUGUAAAAAAAAUUUUGGAAAGCCAUGCCAGCUUUUUGAUGUCCGGGAAAGAGCUUUCAAAGCUUGUUGCAUUUGUCAAAGGCACACAAUUUGAUCUAGUCGAAUUUCUUCAGCGAGAAAGAUAUGGAAGUGCUCGCUUGGAGAAUUUCGCUUCGGGGCUUGAACUGAUAGGGCAGAAGCUUCAAAUGGGAACAUUGCAAAGCCGCUUGGAUGCAGAAUUCCUCUUGGCACAGAUGUGCUCUGUCAAGUUUAAAGAGUGGAUAGUGGUUUUGGCCACACUUUUGAGACGCUUUGAGGUCCUUUUUGAUUUGUUUAGACAUGAUUUGCGGUUAUGGAAAGCAUAUAGCAUUACUCUACAGUCGCAUUCAGCGUUCACCGAAUAUCAUGAUUUGCUGGAAUCCUUGGAAGAAAGACUUUCCUUGAUUGCUAAUUCAGAUGAGAAAUGA